Cylicocyclus nassatus is the source of this 261-nucleotide messenger RNA. The record is from the annotation of a GenBank genome assembly. Lineage: Eukaryota; Metazoa; Nematoda; Chromadorea; Rhabditida; Strongylidae.
AUGGAUGUGAGCAGAAGUAAACAGACUAAUCUUAAGAACUACAAUUACAAGGCUACAAUACACUUCCAAAUCGGCAGUGAUGCACAGAGGCUAAGAACGGCAUUUUUACUUGCUGAGAUUGGUGUGAAAACGAUCGUUUCGACGGCAAACGAACAUUUUUGUUCUCGCGACUGUCUCUCCAAACUGAUCAGUGGACGACGUUUUGUGGCGGGUGAUCUCUCCAAAGGGUAUCGCUUCCAACGACUUCCUUCACAUCUUUAA